Molecule: messenger RNA, 2297 nt
Organism: Xenopus tropicalis (tropical clawed frog)
Lineage: Eukaryota; Metazoa; Chordata; Amphibia; Anura; Pipidae
Gene: scara5
Product: scavenger receptor class A member 5
Exons: 9
Coding region: 407-1888 (493 amino acids)
Biological process (GO): iron ion transmembrane transport; endocytosis; intracellular iron ion homeostasis
Cellular component (GO): plasma membrane; membrane
Molecular function (GO): ferritin receptor activity
Source: RefSeq, a predicted model, not a curated record
UGGGGCAGCACAUUUUAAAGAUUCAUCAAUACAAAUUUUUUUGUAAGCAGAAGGGGUGGGUGCAUGGUGUAGACUGUCAAAUAAGAAAUAAAGCUUUUUUUUUUUUCCAAAACAAAGUGGCUCCAAAACUCUGUUCCAAACAAGUUCCCAAUAAGUACCGAGGCGCAAGCAGUGAGGGCAAGGAGCAGUCAGGGAUAACGUCCUCUCCCAGGUAUCCCAGGGACAUCACUCAUUACUGGAUGGGAAUGUGGAGUAGGAACCUGCAGUGCAAGGGACACAACUCCAGGCAAAUCUCUACCUUAUCCUCAGCCCUGUGCUGCAAAGAACCGGGAGAGAACCCCCCCAGGGGGCACGGAGCUGCCUUCAACUACAGACAAAGCGGAUAAAGACAAAGCGGAUAAAGAGAAUGGACAAUAAAGCCAUGUACCUGCAUUCCUUCGAUGAGAAAGAAAAUGGCUCAGCCUUUGAGGAACCCUUUGAUGGGAGGAAUCUCUCCAAGAUGAACCUGUGUGAUGGCUGUCCAUCAGGAAAGAGAAGAUCCUCAAGAAGAUGCGGCCAGUUGGGUUCUAUUGCGGCUCUGAAAUAUGCGGUGGUGGGACUGUACCUACUGGUCUUUCUUAUACUGGUCGGGGUCUUCAUCCUCGCAGUUUCAAGACCCCAGAGUUCUCCCGAGGAUUUAAAAGUUCUAACGGGCAACAUGAAUCGUUUAAACGAGAGCUACCGAGACCUCCAGUUUAAGCUGAUGCAGCUCUCCUUCAAGGGAGACUUCAUGGAACAUGUUUGGAAGCUGCAGGAUCUCUUCCAGAACCAUUCUGACUCACUUCUCCAACUCACCGAAUCCCUCCAUAAGCUGGAGGAGAAUCUGCAGCUCCUUCAGGACAUGGCCACCAAAACUGACACAAUUACCACCAACCUCGGUGCCAAUCUGAACCAGUUAAGCGAUUCACACCAGUCAGAGAUCUAUCGUCUCUCUACAGAGUUUAACAGCAGUAGGUACAUGUGGAACCAUCAUGACACUCUAUUGAAGGAGAUGUCUUCAAAAGUUGAAGGAUUUAAUUACCAAAUAAGUGAGAUAUUGGGGACGCUUAAUGCAGUCAACGCAACUUUUACCUACGAUAUAGGAAUUCAUCACACAAGGAUCCAAGAUCUUCAGGGUCUCGUAACCAAUGUGUCAGAGGAAACAAGGCACAUGAGGCUUCUACAUAUUGUUAUGGAGCAACAGUUAAAGCACGAGAUGGCGCUACUGAACAAUGUGACAGAAGAUUUAAGGCUGAAAGACUGGGAACACUCCAUCGCCUUAAAAAAUAUUACUCUUAUAAGAGGUCCACCUGGGCCCAAGGGAGAACAAGGCCAUGAAGGAAUGGAAGGUGAACCUGGAGCACCCGGCCUACCUGGAUUUGAAGGCAUUCCAGGAGCACCUGGUCCAGUGGGUUUGCCGGGGCUCAAAGGGGAUCAAGGAGACAUUGGAGGACGUGGUAUCAUGGGAUUACGUGGCUUUAAUGGGGACCGAGGGCCAAAAGGUGAAAAAGGCGACAGAGGAGACAGAGGGGAAACAGGUGCGGUGGAGGAGAGCGCGGUGCGGUUAGUGAAUGGCUCGGGGCCCCACGAGGGCCGCGUGGAGGUGUUUUACGACAAGCGUUGGGGGACGGUGUGUGACGACGGGUGGGACAAGAAGGAUGGAGACGUCGUCUGCCGAAUGUUGGGGUUCAAGGGGGCGGAGGAAGUGUACAGGACGGCCAGGUUUGGCCAAGGCGUUGGGCGCAUCUGGAUGGACGACGUGGCUUGCAAAGGGACAGAGGAGAGUAUCCUACAGUGCAGCUUCUCCAACUGGGGAAAGACCAACUGUGGGCACGCAGAGGAUGCAGGAGUCACGUGUAUUAAACAAUAAUAAGGACACACACUACAAACGGACAGUGGUUCUGGAGCCAUUAAAUCCAAACUUGGUCCAAACCUGGGACAAGUAUAAAGACAAAAUGGAGAAAAUAACUCUCUCUGACCAAAGACAUAAGUAUAUGAUACAUACAGUAGGGCCAGUAGGACCUUGGCUCGUUGUCUCCAUGACCAUAAAGAGGAUGAAUUGGACUUUACUCGGCUCCCAGAAUCCAUCGAGAGACCAAUGAAAUGCUCAAAGCAAUUGUUUUUUUUCUAUUUACAGGAAAUGUAUUUACAAUCCAUGGCAAAUACCACAAAGGAACAGUAGCCGGACUACACCGAGGGGGUCCCCGGGAUCCAAACAAGCCUUGUUCUGGGCUCUUCUCACAUUUUACUACAAUAAAGUACUUCAAAUGACAGUUCAA